This is a messenger RNA of Vigna unguiculata (cowpea), 1416 nucleotides long. RefSeq names its product histidine biosynthesis bifunctional protein (HISIE) (gene AT-IE). Gene Ontology annotation, biological process: L-histidine biosynthetic process. Lineage: Eukaryota; Viridiplantae; Streptophyta; Magnoliopsida; Fabales; Fabaceae. The record is from RefSeq and is a predicted model, not a curated record. Gene Ontology annotation, molecular function: phosphoribosyl-ATP diphosphatase activity; phosphoribosyl-AMP cyclohydrolase activity.
CAGUAUUAAUAAUUUUGUUUUUGUGAAAUGUAUCUGAUUGAUUUCAAGAUAUCUAUGUCACCACUGAAGCCCGUACCGGUGUGUCACUACUAAACACAACACCACACCACACCAAACCGCUUCCACUUUCUCUCCGCGGUCUACCUCCUCACAUUUAUCGUUGGGCUUAGGGCGUAUUUGAAUCGCAACAUCGAAUUGGUCUGUUGUCUUCUAAACGUGUUGCUGUGCGAAUACGGUGAACAAAGGUGAAGGUUCCCUUCGAAUCCAUGGCUGUUUCGUAUGUUCACAUGGUUCAAUCUGGCAGGGGUUUCUACAAGGGCAACCUUUCCUAUGCCAAUUGCAGAUACAAGGGAAGGAGGACCAACCGUUUAGUUUUUGCUUCUAUGCACACGUCAGACCCUAAGGUAGAUUCAUUACUGGACAGUGUAAAAUGGGAUGACAAAGGCUUAGCUGUGGCAAUAGCUCAGAAUGUUGACACAGGGGCCAUUUUAAUGCAAGGUUUUGCAAACAGAGAAGCAGUUGCCACAACCCUAUCUUCUCGAAAGGCCACUUUCUAUAGCCGAUCGAGAUCAACAUUGUGGACCAAAGGAGAGACCUCUAAUAAUUUUAUCAAUGUUCAUGAUGUCUUUCUUGAUUGUGAUCGUGAUUCUAUAAUAUACCUGGGGAAACCUGAUGGGCCUACCUGCCACACAGGGGCUGAAACAUGUUAUUAUACAUCAGUCUUUGACUUAUUAAAACAGCAAGAGGAUGAAGGAAAUAAUUUGGCAUUAACCUCUUUGUAUGCAUUAGAGUCAACAAUCUCACAUAGGAAAACAGAAUUAAUCGGAGAAAAUGAGAAGCCUUCAUGGACGAAGCGAUUAUUGCUUAAUGAUAAGUUGCUGUGCUCUAAAAUCAGGGAAGAGGCAAAUGAGUUGUGUCAAACACUAGAGAAUAAUGAGGACAAGUCACGUACUGCCUCAGAGAUGGCUGAUGUACUUUAUCAUUCCAUGGUUCUGCUGGCACAGAAAGAUGUCAAAAUAGAAGAUGUUUUGCAGGUCCUUCGGCUGAGAUUUUCCCAAUCUGGUAUUGAGGAGAAGAGAAGCCGUUUAUCCCAGAAACCAUUGGAUCAUUAAAUUUUCUGUCAAGCUAUAUCUCAAACAAUAUAUUUAGCUUUUGUCGACAUUCCUGGAUUCACUGUAUGUGUUAUUAUCUGUGUGACUAUACUGAAUUGGGGUAGAUUAUUUAAAUAGCGUAGAGAAUGUCAAGAACACCAUGUAACUGCUAUCCACCCAAUUUUGCAGUUUACACUGUUUUUGAAGUUUAGAUAUUGCUUGGAUGCUUAUUUCUAGCAAACUACAAGCCUGUAAUGCAUAUCUUAAGUUAUUUAGAAUUGAUUUUGAGCUGUUAAAUGUAAUUGAGAUAUGUAGUUACUUUCAA